AUGGGGCCCUCAAGAGUCCUAGCUGGGACAAAUCUAUUCGUGUUUGCUUCACGAGCCAUUGCGGCUCCGCUGACCGCUACCACGACCUUUGCCGCUAUGGCCAGCACUACAGUACCGAAUGUGCCAAUUACCAAUGUGACCUCCUACCGACCAUACAAGGGCACGGCAACAACCACAGGCGCUAUAUCGACGACUGUCUUGGCCGCCUCCGCUCCCCAACCGGCACCUUACAUGCCUGCCGGCGGCUUGGGUAUUAACGGCUCCGUCCCGUUAUACCGCGUUCAGAGCGAUUUCGACUCCGAGUCCAUUGCCCUAGGUCUGUAUCAGGAACGGGAAUGGAUCGAGCUCGACCUCAUCCGUUGGGGUCGCGCCAUCUUCUCCGUUGAGUACUUUGAAGCCGCAGGCCUUACUUCCGAAGAUCGUGCUUUUCUCGAGUACAUGGCGGACCAAGAAAUUGGCCACGCCACUCUUCUGACCAAUAUGCUUGGCCUCCAGGCCCCCAAGCAGUGCACAUACAAUUACCCCGUGUCCAACGUGCGCGAGUACGUCGACUUCUUCCAGAAGCUGACCCGCUUCGGCGAGUCGGGCGUAUACGGCUUUCUCAACCAUCUAGAUUCUCGCGAGGUCGUCUGGUUCGAAGUUGGCAUUCCACAGUCCUGGGCAUGGACCCUCAAUGCCACCGGUUCGACGGAGGACUGUGGCCCAGCUACCACCCAGAACCGUGCCCUCCCGUUGUCUUACCCCGGACGUCAUGUCUUCCUCAACUGGGACGAGCCCGGCAAGCCUGUUGGGCCGGACAACAGCUACGUUACUUCCACCUCGGCCAGUGCACCUAGGUUCGCGGUGUGGGUUUCGCAGCUUAAUGUUACGUACAGUCCGUUGUUGAACAUUAGUGGGAACAAAGCGUAUACCAUUCAGCCUGACGCCAGUGUAUAUGAGGGCGAUCCGGCUGCUAAUGGGACUAUGUUCAUGGCGCUUACGGAUGAGAAUUUGUUUUUUGUUUGUGACGCCAUUUAA
This is a messenger RNA of Pseudomassariella vexata, 1017 nucleotides long. RefSeq lists its product as uncharacterized. The transcript has 3 exons. NCBI's taxonomy places the organism in Eukaryota, Fungi, Ascomycota, Sordariomycetes, Amphisphaeriales, Pseudomassariaceae. Bases 1 to 1017 code for a protein of 338 amino acids. The record is from RefSeq and is a predicted model, not a curated record.